Linepithema humile (Argentine ant) is the source of this 3158-nucleotide messenger RNA. RefSeq names its product protein RUFY3. The record is from RefSeq and is a predicted model, not a curated record. Gene Ontology annotation, cellular component: cytoplasm. NCBI's taxonomy places the organism in Eukaryota, Metazoa, Arthropoda, Insecta, Hymenoptera, Formicidae. Gene Ontology annotation, molecular function: metal ion binding.
CUUCUAUAAGAAUAUUCAAAACUUGUUUUGUGUGCGUUUAAUAUUAAAAUAAAAUUUUAAAACAUGGAAUGCGUUAUUCUUUUACCACUUUUGUUUAAUAAAAGUUUCGCGAAUUUUUAUUAUUGGCACGUACGAGUACUCGUACAGUAGUUACUGAGUAGCCUAGAACUACUGUUAUACCGAUGGAGUAGUACAGCGCAAUAGAAAGAGAUGGUGGCAGCACGGCACAGCAAUGUGCACUGGCAUCCGUAUUGAUUAUCGCAGAUGGAGACAAAGUCAGCGGGAAAAUCAAUAUCACAUUUCGCCGGCGCUCUCACUAUUUUCGACGUGAAAUUUUCCUCGCUCGACUCUCGUACGAUUUCCCAGUUAUUCAGAAUAGUGUACAGAUUUACGUGUCGUUUUGUGAGCAAGUAUUCGUACCGUCGUCGGACUGCGAUGUAGUCCCGUUAGUGCGCAUAUCUCCCAUCGUUUCUUCGUCGCUCGCAAGGUGGGAUUUUAUUUGCCGCUUCUACAGUAUCCGCAAUUCGACUGGCUCGUUCCUGAUUAGAGCAACGACAGAUUUGCUUCUACAACAAUAUUUCAACGGUGGAUAUAACAUCUGGCAAAGAUUAUCUGGCAGAGAUAUAAAAAAUAAAACAAACAGUGGACGAAGAAUUCUGUCUUGUUGCCAAUAUAAAAUCUGAAUAUAUCCUGCGAUAUAUCAACACUUGGUGACUCAUCCAUUGCGACACCUUUUUCCAUCAGCUGAUCGAUGCAACGGAAGGAAGAAGAAACUACUAUACGGCAUUGAACAAGUCUUGAAUGUUGCGCAUAAACCUAACAGGCGCAUAAAUCAAACGAGGUGUAUAGAUUGCCGAUCGAUUAUUAACGACAAACUCGUUAUUUUAAUAGCGAGUAAGGUAUUUAAUUGCGACGAACUCUCAAGUCGAUCUACAGUAGAAGAUUAUUGCUAAAAAGAAGGUCAAAGUCUAUGCAAAUUGAAAGUAAACAACUGUCGAAGGAAGGAUAGCCUACAAUCUUUGGAAUCGAUUAAGAUAGUAACGAUAGAGGACGAUAUCGUCUUCUAUGCGGCAAGAAUCCCUGACUGGUCUGAAACUGCGGCCGCCGGGCGAUCACGGUGGUGUACAUCACGGCGGGGUCAUGCUGGAGGAAGACAUGGCUGGUGCUCAGGACACAAUAUACCUGUGCAAUUUUCGUGUGUCGGUAGAUGGCGAAUGGCUCUGUUUGAAAGAGCUACAGGAUGUCGAGUUCUCGCUCCAAGAGUCGAUGCAGCGGUCACCAUCGCCGCCGCUCGCUCUUGCACGGGAUCCGGUGAUCAUCGAGAGGAGUAACCUCGUUAACAUUUCAAAACUAAUCGUCAAGGAGCUGAUCGAAACAUCCUUAAAAUAUGGUCGCAUGCUCGAUUCUGAUCACAUGCCAUUGCAACACUUUUUCAUCGUCCUUGAACACGUGCUUAGGCACGGUUUACGGCCGAAGAAGGGUCUUCUCGGACCCAAGAAGGAGCUGUGGGAUAUUCUUCAGCUCGUAGAGAAAUAUUGUUCUGAAGCGCAAGAUAUUACAUCCAGCAUUCGUGAUUUACCUACUGUUAGGACGGCUAUGGGUAGGGCGCGUGCUUGGCUGCGUAUGGCAUUGAUGCAAAAAAAGUUAGCGGAUUAUCUGAAAGUUCUGAUUGAUCACAAGGAUGAUAUCUUGUCCGAAUAUUUCGAACCAGAUGCUCUGAUGAUGAGCGAGGAAGCAAUCGUAGUAAUGGGUUUGUUAGUCGGCUUAAAUGUGAUCGAUUGCAACUUCUGCGUAAAGGAAGAAGACCUCGAUUGUCAGCAAGGAGUAAUUGAUUUUUCAUUGUAUCUGCGCAACAGUAAUCAUAUACCUGGCGAAUCACCAGACGAUGAACUCGAAAACGACAAUAUGACUACGGUGCUUGAUCAAAAGAAUUACAUCGAGGAGCUCAAUCGGCACUUAAAUGCGACGGUAACGAAUCUCCAAGCUAAAGUAGAAUCUCUGACGACAACGAAUGCUCUUAUGAAAGAAGAUCUCGCUAUUGCCAAAAACAAUAUUUUAUCAUUUCAAGAUGAAAACAGGCAGCUGAAAAAGGAACUUGGAAUAGAAGUUAAAGAUGCAAAUGAGAACGGAAAAGUACCUCUUAAAAUAACAGAGACCACCGUGGAAAUGGAAGAGCUUAGAAGUAGAAUAGAAUCUGAAAAAAAAUAUCGGCACGAUCUAGAGAAAGAACUGGAAUUACAGAUUAGCAUGAAAUCCGAAAUGGAAGUAGCUACGAAGUUGUUAGAGAAGGAUAUACAUGAAAAGCAAGACACUAUAAUAUCUUUGAGACGACAACUGGAGGAUAUCAAAUUAAUCAACUUGGAAAUGUACAAAAAGCUGCAGGAAUGCGAAAGCUCGCUUAAGCAUAAAACAGAACUGAUCACAAAGCUGGAAGCUAAAACACUGUCGAUGACUGAGACCAUCCAGAAAAUGGAUGAGAAGUGCAAAGAGAUGGAUGGUGUCAGAUCGGGGGCGGAGGAGAGAGUGAGAAUCCUGGGCGCCGAGGCCGCGGAACGGGAAGCGCGGACGAAUGGGGUCGAGAGGGAAUUGCGACUCGAGCGCGAAUGGAGAACCUCCUUGCAGGAAACAUCGAUCUGUAACACGGAGAAGAUCUCUCAAUUACAUCAAGAGAUCGAUCAGCUGAAACGGGUGUCCGAGAGAUACUUGACACUGCAGGAGGAAUAUUAUGCGCUGAAGGAGGUGUGCAGCGAACAGGAACGAACUCUGGAGGAACUUGGGGGACAAUUGAGCGCGGCCAAAUUAGCGGCGGCCGAACUGCGCGAGGCCGCUGACAACGCUCAGCAGCAGCAGCAAUCGGCGCUGCAAGAGGGCUCGGUAACCUGGGCGAACGAUCGGCUGGUCACCCAAUGCAAAGGGUGUAACCGUGAGUUCAACGUGACUCGUCGCAAGCAUCAUUGUCGCAAUUGUGGAAACAUUUUCUGUAACGCCUGCAGUGACAAUACUGCAGCUUUAUCGAACUCAGCAAAACCGGUGCGCGUUUGUGACGAAUGUUACGUAUUUCUGGUUAGCCGUUACUCAGUGGUGCGUUAAUAUUCCGCGUGUUAUUGUUUUUUUUCAUAAGCAAAAUGUAUAACGGAGAAUUUAAUAUGACCCAGUCA